Molecule: messenger RNA, 2068 nt
Organism: Quercus lobata
Lineage: Eukaryota; Viridiplantae; Streptophyta; Magnoliopsida; Fagales; Fagaceae
Exons: 5
Coding region: 154-1692 (512 amino acids)
Biological process (GO): GPI anchor biosynthetic process
Cellular component (GO): endoplasmic reticulum
Molecular function (GO): catalytic activity
Source: RefSeq, a predicted model, not a curated record
AAAGAAAUAAAUUUGUCACUAAAAACUAACCCACUUUUGGUACCCUUAUUUAUUUGCCUACACAAAACAAAACAAAACAAAACAAAACAACUAAACAAAAAACAGAGCAAAAGCAGAGCAACAACUCUGCAACUAUUUCUUCCCCCAUUUCUCAUGCCCUCACCAAGCCAACAACCCAUUCUCUUCAACUCAAACUACUCCACAAUGCUUAAAUCACUUAAAAAGAAGCUCUGCCUCCUCUGCUCUCGCCUUCGCUGGCCCACUCGCCGCCGCUCCAAGCCUAAAAUUAUCAUCAAAAGGUUUGGAAAAAAUAGCUCCAAAUUUCAAGAUGAUGCCAAUAGUGAAGUGGCCAUUAAUGGGUCGGCUGCAGUUCAUCCAAAUGGCGAAUUGGGUAGUCUAAACUCGGAAAAGCCUAUACGGAUAGCUACAUUCAACGCUGCCCUCUUUUCCAUGGCACCAGCAAUUCCCGAGGCUGAGAAGAGAACCAGUUUUGAAAUUGGAAAUGGAAAUGGAGAUAUAAUGAAUUUUAGGAGGUCAAUGGACUUGAAUUUACGCACAAAGUCUGUGAAUGAUCGGCCAAAAAGUAUUCUAAAGCAGUCUCCCCUGCAUCCAAGUUCCAUGAAUGGUACAAACAAUCUUUCAACGCAACAGAAGUUUGUGAAGUCCAAGUUAAGGGUGUCGAUAAACUUACCCGAUAAUGAGAUUUCAUUGUUACGGAAUAGACAGUUGAGCUUUGAUGAAAGAGAAGGUUCUUCUUCUUUUUCUGCUUCUGAUUCUGCUUCAAGUAGUAGAAUAAGUAGAGUUUUGAAAGGGAAGGCUCCUCUAAUAUCCAAUUCAAGCUUGCCUAUAAGUAUGCUAAAUGGUAUAGUUGGCGAGACCUAUAAAAGCAGCAGAACUGUGCUUGAAGUGCUGAGAGAGUUGGAUGCUGAUAUAUUGGCUCUACAAGAUGUGAAGGCUGAGGAAGAAAAGGCCAUGAAGCCUCUGUCUGAUUUGGCUGGUGCUUUGGGAAUGAAUUACGUUUUUGCCGAAAGCUGGGCACCGGAGUACGGCAACGCCAUCUUGUCAAGAUGGCCUAUUAAGCAGUGGAAAGUUCAGAAGAUCUUUGAUGAUUCUGAUUUCCGGAAUGUUCUGAAGGCCACGAUUGAUGUGCCCCACUUGGGAGAAGUUAAUUUCAACUGCACCCUCCUUGAUCAUCUCGAUGAGAACUGGCGAAUGAAGCAGAUAAAUACAAUAAUACAGUCUAGUGAUGAAGCUCACAUUUUAACUGGAGGCCUCAAUUCACUUGAUGAAACAGAUUACUCAGAAGAAAGAUGGACUGACAUCGUAAAGUACUAUGAGGAGAUAGGAAAGCCAACACCAAAGGUUGAAGUGAUGAGAUUUUUGAAGAGCAAACAAUAUACAGACGCUAAGGACUUUGCAGGAGAAUGCGAAUCGGUGGUCAUGAUUGCCAAAGGCCAAAGUGUGCAGGGAACAUGCAAAUAUGGAACUCGGGUUGAUUACAUAUUGGCAUCACCAAAUUCACCUUACAAGUUUGUUCCUGGAUCAUAUUCAGUGUUUUCUUCCAAAGGGACUUCUGAUCAUCACAUAGUGAAAGUUGAUUUAGUAAAAGUAACAAGUACAGCUGCUGAAGAAAAUGUCAAUAAAAAAAGGCAACAACCAAAACAGAAAGUUAUAAAGGGAAGGGGGAUUUGAAUCGAGGAAGAGAUGAGUAAUGCAAUGAGAUACGAGGUUGUAGACUCAAACUUAAACAUUUUAAUAGUGAAAUGUUGCUACUUGCUCAUUUGACCAUCACUGUUGCUUUCAUCAUAUGCCGGAUUGCAUAUAUACUAAGCGCUUACGUUUGGUAGGCAUGCACUCAUUCUACGUUAAAUGGAUGUCAUCUUUACAAGUUUCAUGUUUCAUGCUUAUCUCAGUUAAACGCCACUUAAACAAUGGAUGACAAUUACAUUAUGUAUAUAAAAUGUAUGCUCUCUCUAUCUGUCUUUUUUUUAAUAUUGUAAAUAGCAUAGAUAAUUACAACAGGUCAAUUCCACAAGAGUGGUAAUUAUGAUUAUCCCCUUUUCUAGUA